Molecule: messenger RNA, 1668 nt
Organism: Penicillium coprophilum
Lineage: Eukaryota; Fungi; Ascomycota; Eurotiomycetes; Eurotiales; Aspergillaceae
Product: MDR family MFS transporter
Exons: 7
Coding region: 1-1668 (555 amino acids)
Biological process (GO): transmembrane transport
Molecular function (GO): transmembrane transporter activity
Source: RefSeq, a predicted model, not a curated record
AUGACAGCGAUAUUCGAAAAUUCGAAACCAACAGAGGAGGUUGCGGUUGACAAUGUGAAGAAUGUCACUUUCAAUGAACAAACCAAUUAUGUGCCUAAACGCACUAUCAUCACGAUUUUCCUGGCGUGUUCCAGCGUUGAUCUCCUGGCAUUGAUGGACCAGACGACGCUCGCAGCCAGUUUGUCUAUCAUAGGAAACGCAUUGGGGGCCAGUGAUCAGACCUCCUGGAUUUCGGGCGGUUACUUCGUAACAUCAACAUGUUUCCAAUUGCUUUAUGGAAAAUUAUCCGACAUUUGGUCUCGCAAGCUCGUGCUCUUUGCCGGACUAGCCAUAUUCUUCUUUGGAUCAUUGGCAGCUUCCCUUGCGCAGACAGCCACGCAAUUGAUUGUCUUCCGAGCUUUCACCGGUGUUGGCGGCGGUGGUCUCAUGACGGUUGCACAGAUGAUCGUCAGCGACGUUGUCCCUCUUCGUGAACGAGGCAAAUAUCAAGGUAUUCUUGGUGCCGUCGUUGCUAUUGCUAACGGUAUCGGUCCUGUCAUCGGAGGUGCACUAGCUUCCAUUUCCAAAGACUCGUGGCGAUGGAUCUUUCGCUUGAAUCUGCCACUCACUGCGCUCACCACGUUGGCUGUUUUGUUCUUUAUGCCCCUUCGGAAAGUCACUGGCGAUUGGAAAAUCAAGUUGAAGGCAAUUGAUUUCUUUGGUGCGCUUCUGGCUCUCGGUGGGACUUCGGUCUUGCUGCUUGGUUUGACUUGGGGUGGCGGCGAGUAUGAAUGGAACUCGGUGCAUGUUAUUGCAACUCUGGCGAUUGGCCUCACCAUCUCUGUUGCUUUUGUUGUGUGGCAAUGGAAGGGUGCAUCGACACCGCUGGUUCCAAUGCACAUCUUCCAGGGUCGGAUUGUGAACGGCGCUUGUCUGACCAUGUUCAUCAACGGGUGGAACUUUUUGGUACAAGUUUACUAUAUUCCCAUUUUCUAUCAGCUGGUGUUUGGAUAUUCAACGGUAAAAGCAGCAGCAAUGCUGCUCCCUAUCACACUCAUGCAAACUAUCAGCAGCACAGGUUCCGGUCUUGUUGUACACUGGGUAGGCCGCUACCGUGAAUGCAUCCUGUUUGGAUGGAUAAUCUGGGCAGUUGGCCUUGGUCUUUUCUCAACACUUGAUCAGCAUUCGGGAUUGGGAAAGCAGAUUGGGUAUGGCAUUCUGACUGGUGUCGGGGUUGGAAAUACUCUGCAGCCCUCUCUCAUUGCAGUUCAAGCCGGUGUUAAAAGACGGGACAUGGCGGUGAUAACUUCAUUCAGAAACUUCGUACGAAACCUCGGUGGCACUCUAGGGCUCGCUAUUGCCGGAACUAUCAUAAAUAAUAUCCUCGCUUCGUCCAUUUCAAAGCUCAAUCUCGAUGAAAUUCAGUCUCGCUCUCUUCUCUCGAGCCCACAGAGCUAUCUAUCAAAGCUAUCUGUAGAGGACGCUAAGCAUGUCCGGGGUGUGUUAACUCCGGCAUAUCAAAAGGGGUUUCGCAUCAUUUUCAUUGUCGGUGCAUCCCUUGCAACAUUUGCUUUCUUUUUGGCUUUUUGGUUGAUGCCACAGGUUGCCUUGAACCGAGCGGACGAUCAAGCUUUGAAGGAAGAAGGAAAGAAACGACUCAAUGGAGGGUUGGACGAAGAAAAAAAGUGA